Molecule: messenger RNA, 2190 nt
Organism: Camelus dromedarius (Arabian camel)
Lineage: Eukaryota; Metazoa; Chordata; Mammalia; Artiodactyla; Camelidae
Gene: SMIM17
Product: small integral membrane protein 17
Exons: 4
Coding region: 138-488 (116 amino acids)
Source: RefSeq, a predicted model, not a curated record
GCGCCGGCUCUGCAGUGCCGGACAGGGUCUGGUUGGGGAGGUCCUCAGGUUCUGGAUCCUGUUCCUGGGGAACCUAAAGGGCCCUGGGACGACAGGAGGAGAAGAAGCCUGCCUUGGAAGCUUCACCUCUUGGGGAGAUGCAGAGUCUCAGGCCUGAGCAGAUUCGGGGGCUGCUGGAGCCUGAGAGGGCCAAGACGCUGCUGCCUCGGGAAAGCAGGACCUGGGAGAAGCGUGCCGCCUUCACCAAGGACUGGGUGGCUGUGGAGGUUGGGGCCUCCGGCUGUGACAGUGAUGAGAAAGACCUCCCAUCUCCAGAGCCUGGGUUUCCUCAGGAGUGGAGCUCGGUGGAGGAAGAUGACGAGUCAGAGGACUCCCAGGGCUUUGUGGAGUGGUCGAAGGCCCCACAACAAACGACCAUAGUCUUGGUGGUGUGUGUGCUUUUCCUGUUCCUGGUCUUAACAGGGAUGCCUAUGAUGUUUCACAUUUAACGAUGAUGGUGGCUAUUGUUUCAAAAUAGAUGCCCAGUGUCAUGCUAAGGAAGUGCCCUGAUGAAAAAUCAGAAAUAGGUCUUGAAUAUUAUCAAAUGCCUUUUACACAUCCAUUGAGAUGAUUUGCAUUUGUAUUUAACCUUUUAUGUGAGGUUUUGCAUUACCGUAUUUCACUGAACUUAAGACACCAUCGAUUGUAAAACACGUAUUAUUUUGUAAACCACUGAGAAGGAAAAAAAAAGUGCUACUUAACUGUAAGAUGCCACCAAGCUGAAGAUGCAUCCUGCCUCCAGAGAAGGUGAACACAUGUGCAGCUGAAGGUCGCUGGAAUCUGAUAGAUUUCUUAAUUAGAGAUCAUCUUUGCCUUCUUAGGAUCAUGGUGCCCCCGUCUUCAGACACUGAAUUCUAUUUCUUGAUAUUUUGUGUAGGAUUCUUGCCUCUGUCUUCUCAUGUAAGAUUGGCGCCAUCUGUGUUCAAUUUUGGUAUCACAGCUGAACUUGCAUCGUAGAAGGACUUGAGCAAUGUCUAACCUGCUUCUGUGCUUUUGAAUAGUUUCUGUAGCGUGAGAAGUAUCAAUUCCUUGACAUUUUGAAAGAAUUCACCAGUCAUGUAACCGGGUCCUAGAGCUACGGAGGGGCCAUUUCAGCGAGUUCUUGGAUGGCUUCCUCAGUUUCUUCUCAUAUUAUCAGCUUAUUAACACUUUUUCCUGCAAUAAUUUUUGAUGACUUACAGUUUUCUUCUAUCCCCUAGACCAUUCUUCACUCCAUUGUGCUUCCCCUGAGAUGAUUAGCUUAAUUAUGCAUACUCUCCUAUAAUUACACAAAAGUCUCUUUAUUUUGUUCUGUGCCCUUUCUUCCUUUCAACCUCUGUUUGUGGCUAUUCGAUUUGUCAAAGGUUUAUCUCGUUUAUUAUUAUUAUUCUGAAGAGCCAGCUUUAGGAUUUAUUUAUGUCCAUUAUUUCCCUAGUUCAUAAUUUGUUUUCCUUCAACAUGUACUGGGUUCAUUUUUUAUUGUUUCUAUUCCUUGUCUCAAUUUUUAAGUUGAGUACUUAAUUCAUUUAUAGUCUCUUUUAACAAAAUUAUUUGCUAUACUAGUGUACUUAAUAAUGUAAAUGUACUUCUGGUUAUAGCCUUGGCCACAUCUUAAAGUUUGAUAAUUUGUGUUCUUGUUUAUGUUGUUGUGUAAGUAUUAUAGUAUUUCUAAAGAGUGCUUUGAAACUCAGUGAUUGGGUUUCUUUAAAAAGUUUGUUUUCUUGGUUUACUGCACGGUGAACAGAGAACGUGGCCUAUAUCUGCUUUCAGAACCUUUUGAAAAGCUGUUGUCAUGGCCUAGAACAUGUCCAAUGUUUGUACGUGUUUCGUGGACGUUUAAGAUGAAUAUAUAUUUCCUGUCUGUAGAAUUCAAAACUCGACCUAGUCGGUUAACUCAGUCUUAUCAAUUAUGUUGUUCAGAACCAUGUGCUGUUUAAUUUGUGCCUACCCUAUACGUCAAAAACCAGUAAGGCUAUGUGAAAAUCUGUUAGUAUGAUUACGUUUGUCAGUCUGUUUUUAUAAUCCUACUUUAUGCAUUCAGCAACUGUGCGAUUUGGUGCGUAUAAUACUUGCAGCAUUGUUACGUCUUUGCCAAUUAAAUAAUACGUGUAGAACACCGAACACAGAGCCAAGCAUAGAGUAGGCACUCAAUAAAUGUUGGUUAAAAGCUGA